This is a messenger RNA of Pocillopora verrucosa, 2952 nucleotides long. RefSeq names its product trichohyalin-like. NCBI's taxonomy places the organism in Eukaryota, Metazoa, Cnidaria, Anthozoa, Scleractinia, Pocilloporidae. The record is from RefSeq and is a predicted model, not a curated record. Gene Ontology annotation, biological process: signal transduction; protein phosphorylation. Gene Ontology annotation, cellular component: cytoplasm. Gene Ontology annotation, molecular function: protein kinase activity; ATP binding.
GGUUUAACAACAAGCGACUGAAGUAAACUUUCCCUAAACGUUCGCACCUCGGUUCUCAGUCAGUUGAUGUGCAUCUCGACAAGUUGUAAAGAUAACUUUUGAUAAAUCUCUCACACGAGCGAGCGAUAAAGUUAAAGGAUGUGUUAGCAACGUCAAGUGAGGGUUCUGCUAGUUGCUUUCCACGUUACAAACCUGUGUCUUCAAAGAAUUUAAAUUUCGACUUCCGUAGUAGAUUGAAAGGAAUCAGACAUGGGGAAUACGAGCAUAAAAGAACUUGAACAAAUGGGAGAAGUCAUCCCAGAAUUCAGCUCACAGGACUCUUCAGAUGUCGAGAGAACUUUACAAGUUGUUGGAAACGAGGAUGACGAAAACACGGUAUCUAAUGAAGAAAUCCCAGCAUGUGACAAUUUUAAGGCCAAAGCCAGACCAAAGAAAGAGAAAAAGCGAGAUAAUUUGAAAACGGAGAGCAAAGCUGAUCAAGAACUUUCCGAAACAUACCUUGAAGAGCACAUUCCCCGUAAAAAGAAGGCCAUGAAAGCAAAGAUUAAACAUUUAUUGAUAGAACUGCAUGGAAAAGAUGAAAUUCUUUCAAAAGGAAAGGAAAUUCUUGACCGUUUGACUGUUGAACGAGAACGUCACUUGGAGCGCAUUGAGGAAAAGGAGCAGGUCAUUGAAGGCAAGGAAUUUGUUAUCCAGUCUUUUCAAGAGAAAAUGCAAACAUUUAUUCAACGAAUAGACGAAAAAGAGUCAGAGCUAAGAGAAAAAGAACGAUUAUUAAAUGAAGCGAAUGAUCGAGUUGAGCUGUUACAGAAACAGCAAGCCGAACAAGAGGAGAUUGUGAAAGAAAUGCAGAGCACAAUGGAAAAUUUGGAUAAGCAAACGAAAAACGGCCAUCAUUCCAGAGAAGCAUUCAAUGCUGACUUAGAUGUUAAAGUUGAGUUUGAGUCCCUCAAGAGAGAAAAUGAACGCUAUAAGCUACAACUGCAAGAAAAUCUUAGCACUCUAAGAGAGAGAGAACGCGAGAUAAACUCUUUAAAGCGUGAAAAGGAAACUAUUCAAGAAGAGAAAAGACAUUGUGAUAAGAUCAGUCUUGAACGAAAGUUUUCAGUCGAUCGAUUAAACAGAGAGAAGGAAAGAGGCUUGGCAUAUCUCGACCAGUUAGAGAUAAGACUAAAAGAGAAGGACCAGGCAAUGCAGCAAGCUCGAGAUGAGAGUAUUGAACUCCGAGAUCAACUUAAACGCAAAGAUAAUCUGCUUUUGGAGAAGGACAGGACUUUGGAAACGUUAGAAAACUCGAGAAAAGGGACGUCUGACCGAUUGGAUAGACUCGAGAAGCAAUGGCAGGACGAGCGCAGAACUCAACGAAAUGCGUAUGAUGCGUUACGUGACGAGAAACGUGCGUGUGAAGAACGUUUGCAGCGCGCUCAAGCAGAUGUUGAAACAUAUCAAAGACGUAACCGUGUCUUAGAACGUGAAAUUGAUAGAGCGCGUCAAACUACUGACAUAUUCCGUGGAGAUCAACCAUGGAUCAUCCCAAGAGAAGAAAUCAAACUCUCCGAUAAGGUUCUUGGUACAGGCGCGUGGGGAAGAGUCCUUGAAGGGAAUUUUCGAGGAACAAAAGUGGCAGUGAAAGAAAUCCACGAAAUAAUUCAAUCAGCUCAUAACAGACUCCUCUUUGAUCGCGAAAUCACGUUUGCCACUUUAGUGAGACAUCCAUGUAUUUUACAGUUCUUAGCUGUGGCUGAUUACCGUACCAGCAAACCCCUCUUAGUGGCGGAACUCAUGGACAUGUCCUUGUCUCAACUUGUUAAAGAUGAGAAAACCUUAGGCAACAGAUACAUCAGGAUACUGGCGCUUGAUGUCGCUUAUGGUCUGAACUACCUUCACUGCUUUCGACCCAAUCCCAUACUGCAUCGUGACGUAAACAGCGGGAAUGUCAUGGUUUGGCGCCAAGGUGACAAGUGGCGCGGGAAACUCUGCGAUUUUGGGUCAGCGGAGUUCAUGGGAAGCAAGAUGUCAGAGAAUCCGGGAAAUCCGUUUUACUGUGCUCCUGAAGCAAACAGUUCUAGACACUGCCCCAAGAUGGAUGUGUACAGCUUUGGUGUUCUCCUCUGUGAACUCUGCAUCAACCAAACACCUAAUCCUGCUGAAAGAGAGCGACAAAUUGCACUGAUGUGGAACAAGGACCUGAGAGAGUUGGCUGAGCAGUGCAUCACACCAGAUCCGCUUACACGAUGUACCAUGACUGACGUCAUCAAUGUGUUAGAGCCCAUGACCACGUGAGACAUUAGAACUAGGUUUUUAAGUCUGAGAUCAUCUUACAUGUUUCGCACGUGAUUGAAGCUUCCGUGAAUUUUAUUAAAUGCUUGUUCGAGCAACUAUACCUUGUAAAGUAAAUUGUCAGGGAUGGUAUGGAGUUGUUCCUUUGCUGUUUCUAGAAAUAUCGAUACUUCAUAAUGAUAAAGUUGACGAUGAAUAUUUCUUAUCGUUGUUACUUCCACUCAAAAAUCAAAUAUUAAGCAAAAGAAACAAGUUUAAGUGCCACCUAAAUAUAACAUUCCGUGCAACUGAUUAUCCGAACAGGAACCCAUACCCUAAAAUGUAGUGUUUAAAUUUUUCUAGCUAAAGGAGGUACGCAUAUGAUAAAAAAAGAGAACGGUCCCUCUUGGUUCAUCCUCUCCUAUAUGGAUAAUGUAAUGGUUGUGUGGCGAGCUUUGGCCCAUCCACCUACAGACCUUACUGAAAAGAUUACUGUCAGUUCUGGAUCAUGUUUAAUACUUUGGGCAAUCAGCCUUUAUCUGCAAAACUUCGACACUUAUCUAGGACAUGUUACAAACUUAAUAUUUCUAAGUACAUCGUAGGACUGAUCCAAACACUACGCGGUUAUUUUCUACAGAGGAUCUAAUUAGUGGGAAGUGGGUCGGGUUGCUCUAGAUUAAAAAUAUUUCAAAA